AUGGUGAGCUCUCACGAGUUCGCCGGUACCAUUGUCGCCCAUGGACCGGAUGUCGCUCAAUUCAACAACAUCGACGAGGGAGAUCUUACCAAGCUUGAGAUCGGAACAAGAGCGAGUGUAGCAUCUCGCCACUUCAACCCUUGUGAGCCCGAAGAUGUUCUCAAUGCCAUUGGUGACGGAGUGGCGAAAACUCCACGCGAGCGUGGUGUUGAUGCAGUCGUGAUCUUACCCGAGACCCAGAAGGUCUUUGAAUAUAGAAUGAAAAUCCUGCGCUAUCACCGUCCUUGCAUGAUGAUUUCAACGCCCACGGAAGGAUUCCAUGUGUCGACACACGAUGUGGUUCUUCGCAACAUCAAGGUCGUGGGCGCCCUACCUGGUCGUAGGGCUUUGGUUGCAGGAGAUGUUUGA
This is a messenger RNA of Talaromyces marneffei, 408 nucleotides long. RefSeq lists its product as uncharacterized. NCBI's taxonomy places the organism in Eukaryota, Fungi, Ascomycota, Eurotiomycetes, Eurotiales, Trichocomaceae. The transcript is spliced from 2 exons. The record is from RefSeq and is a predicted model, not a curated record. Bases 1 to 408 code for a protein of 135 amino acids.